AUGAUUUUCGGCAAUAGCAAAAAUCAUCCACCAUUCUCUUCGGAAGUAGCAAUUUUUUCGAUAAACGGUGAGAUUAGAUUUUCAAAUUUCACGGAAACAUUAUACAGGAAAUGCUAUGGAGGUUCAUUUUUUGAGCUUUGUUCGAUUAGGGCCAAGCCGUUUCGUGCCGUGUUGGUAUGAUAACUCUAAUAUUCUCACUGCAGAUGUUUACCCCAUUCGAGAGUGAGUUUAAAAAAAAAACUUUUUUAAUUGGCUUUUUUUCAGGUCUUUUCAGUCCAUCAGUCAGCUUUCCAUUUGUGCAGCCGAUCCCUCUGCGAACGUGAUUAUCCGGCCUUUCCUUAGGUUUGUCCUCUGUGUCCAUUUUCUUCAUUGAAACUUCAGGUUGCUUAACAAAUAUGAAUAUGCCAGAAAUGUGAUUAUUUCAAAUCGGGUUUCUCCACGCUUCCGAAGAAUCGUUCAACUGUCCGAACAAGCCAAAACAGAAGAAAAGGUAGCUCUAAAACUGUUCAAGCUUCUCAAGCAAAGCCAGAAUGGUAUGUAAUGGCAGCAGAAAGGCAGCAAAAUGAGUCCCUUUAUUAAACCUCCGAUUUUUUCUGGAUUUUAAAGGCUCGAGAAUUGAUAAGAAAAGAAAAAAAAAACAGCAAAAAUGGUGCGAAAAUGUUGUCUACUUUUCAAUUUAUUCAGACAUUGAACGAGAAAAUAAACGAAUUGAAAGCUAGUGCGGACAUUGAGACCGACAACAUAACCGCCUUGAAGAACAUAUUGGACAAGGACAGCGAAUGUUUCCGUUGUUAUUUGAACCACAUUUCCUUUGAUAAAAACGCAUCGAUGACAGGUUUUCUUCCUCUAUUUUUCUCACCGAUCAUAUUUUACAGAUUGUGACUGUGUUUGCCAUGAUGAAUCGCGGAAAUUAUUCAUCUACGUUGCACCAGAAACUAAAGAAAAAUGUUCUCUUUGCUUCAAAAUCAUCGACCACAAGAAGUACCUCGAAGAUCAACCUGGAACUUCACAAUCUGAGUAUGCAUGAGCAAAAAAGCAGAAGAAGAAUCCGACUUCAGAGGGACUUCAGUGGCUGAACAGGAAGAAAGUCUUGACGAUGUGCUGUCGGCUUUCGACAACCCGGACUAUCAAAUGAGCUUUGAUAGCCCAAUCUAUAAACUGAACAUCACGACAGAUCACAAGUUGGUCAACGUUUUCAGAGCCAUUUUCUGCAUUUUCAAUUUUCAGGUCACUGUAUGUCCACUUGAGAACGACGCCUGCAAAUGGAAGACAUCGAUUUAAGGUAGAAAAAAUUUUGAAAUAAAAAUACUUUAAUUCUAGGAGGAGUUCCGUGUCGUUGAUUUGGAAACAAUGACACUUCACCCUACAAGAGAUUUCGGACUCCGCGAAGAGAAUAUCAAAUCAAUCACUUCUAAUGAAAACCUUUGGUUGGUUUAUUAGUGUUAUUUUAUUAGUGAUCAUUGCCCUUAUUCGAAAAAUUCCGUGUUUUUUUGAGAUUUUUUUCGAAAAAAAGUUUUUUUCACAAAAAAAGACCUGAAGAAUUCUGAAAAAAACAAAAAAAUGCAUAUCUCUUCUUAGAUUUUUCAGUCUACAAAAAUCUAACAAUUUUCGGAAAUCUUGUGUAUCAUUUUUCACCCAAAAAUGUGUUUUCACAGUGCCACCGCCACGAACGAAAUCAAAUUUUGGUCCAAAAAGUACCCUACAAAGCAGUUGGCAAAACUGAAGGCUGAAGCGCUUUUCGGGAUGGAAAUCAAGGAUAUUUCUUUGCACCCGACUCUCAGCAAGAUGAUCGUUGUGACAGACAAAGGCGCUUGUAUUUUCCGUUCAUAA
Caenorhabditis auriculariae is the source of this 1830-nucleotide messenger RNA. The record is from the annotation of a GenBank genome assembly. NCBI's taxonomy places the organism in Eukaryota, Metazoa, Nematoda, Chromadorea, Rhabditida, Rhabditidae.